Messenger RNA from Penicilliopsis zonata CBS 506.65, 519 nucleotides. RefSeq lists its product as hypothetical. Lineage: Eukaryota; Fungi; Ascomycota; Eurotiomycetes; Eurotiales; Aspergillaceae. The transcript has a single exon. The record is from RefSeq and is a predicted model, not a curated record. The coding region runs from base 1 to 519 and encodes 172 amino acids.
AUGUCCGCCCUCUACACCUACAGCGUCCCCGUCUUCAUCAACGGGCUGACGAUGCUGUCGACCAUCCUCAAGACGGCCGAGGAGUACGCGGAGGAGAAGAAGUUCUCGACCUCCGUGCUGGCCGAGUCCCGGCUCAUUGCAGACAUGAAGCCGCUCUCCUACCAGGUUCAACGCGCCAGCGAUACGGCCAAGAACACGCUCGUGCGGGUCGCGGGCACCGAGCCCGUGCCCAUGGCAGACACCGAGACGACCUUCGAGGAGCUGCAGGAACGGAUUGCGCGCACCAUCGAGGUCCUCAAGAGUGUGGAUGCGGCGGUCUUUGCGGGCAAGGAGGAUAAAGUGAUUGAGAUGAAGCUCGGUCCGCAGCAGGAGCUCACUUUCAAGGGCGAAGCGUACAUCACUACUUUCGCCUUGCCGAAUUUCUUCUUCCAUAUCCAGACUGCAUAUGCCAUUCUGCGCAAGGAGGGGGUGCCCCUGGGUAAGGCGAACUACUUGGGCCCUUUUAUGGCUUCUAACUAG